GUAACCAUGUAAUCAUGAAGGAGAAAAUAUUAGGUAUAGGUCUGAGACACAAAAUGUGACAAUAAAAGUAACAAGAAAUGUGUCCAGCUAAGUGAGGGAAUUAUUACAAAAAUACAGCGGGUAGGUGUGGAAUUGUAUUUUGGCUCGUAUUUCACCCCUAACCGAGUAGGAGAUGGUACGUUCCAACGUCAUCGCCCGGUAAUCAUCACAACAGCGCGCAGGCAAACAACACAAAAGGUGCACCGAAGUUUGAGAGAAUGGGCAGGGAUGUCGAAAAGGAUGAGAGAAACUCGAAAAGAAGUUAGAAAAGAUUGUUAGAGCGACUGAAUGCUGGACUCGGCGGUGAUGGGGCACGUCUCAGACCAAAUGAGAAAAGUUAAAAGUUGCCAAUGUACCAACCAGCUAGCUAAGCUAAGCUAAGCAACUAACUAACUACGUAGCUCGUUAGCUAACCAAAACAAAGCACAGGAAUGAGGUCACCGUUCUUCUCUUCUCUCUGACUAUUGUCUGUCCCUCGUUAAGUUAUGCAAACUGAGAGCCUGAAACAAGAGGAAGACUUCUGGGUGAGACUCGGCUAGCGAGUUUAACGUCGUUUAAACUGCACACAACGAGACCACAAACAUCACGCGCAGGCUAGCUAGCUAGCUAAAUAAAUAAAUCAGUAAAUGCCAUGUCUGACCCAAGUUGCUGGGGUGCAGCUGCGAACAGCAAAGCUCAUUUUGUGACUGGAGUGAUGCUUAAGCGAUCCAAAAGUUGCCGCAGCAGCAGGAAGAACCUUGGGGUUGGUACGCCUUCACCGACGCGCCCACUCUCACCCAUGUCAGUCCACACAGCUGCCAGCAGUCCUUUAGAUAGCCCAAGAAAUGUGUCGGCCAUCGCCUCCCUCAACUUCCCUUUUGCUCGCAGCCACCUGGCACGAACUGACAGGGCGGAAGGUAGGAGGUGGUCACUGGCUUCACUUCCAUCAUCUGGGUAUGGCACUAAUCCACCCAGCUCCACGGUCUCUUCCUCCUCCUCUUCCCAAGAACGCUUGCACCAGCUUCCAUACCAGCCCACGCAAGACGAGCUCCACUUCCUGUUCAGACACUUCCGUAGCUCAGAGAGCAUGACGGAUGAGGAUGGCCGAAGCUCAUCUCUCAUGCGCCCUCGUUCCCGUAGUCUUAGUCCUGGACGAACAAGUGGGUCCUUUGACAAUGAAACUGUGAUGAUGAACCAUGUUUACAAGGAAAGGUUUCCUAAGGCGACGGCGCAGAUGGAGGAGCGCUUGCUGGACAUCAUCACACACUGUUCUGCCGACAGCACUUUACCUCUAGGAGAUGGGGUGCUGGGUUUUAUCCAGCACCAGCUGGUGGAACUUGCCAGGGACUGUCUGGACAAGUCCCAGAAAGGCCUGAUCACUUCCCUCUACUUUCUAGAGCUGCAGGAGAAUCUUGACAAGCUGCUGCAUGAGGCUCUGGAACGUUCUGAGAGUGAGGAGGUCACAGUCAUCACCCAGCUGGUAAAGAAGAUUUACAUCAUCAUAUCGCGCCCCGCAAGACUGUUGGAAUGUCUGGAGUUCAACCCUGAAGAAUUCUAUCACUUGCUGGAGGCAGCAGAGGGUCAUGCUAAAGUUGGCCAAGGCAUCAAAACAGACAUUCCCCGUUACAUCAUCAGUCAGCUGGGCCUGAAUCGAGAUCCCUUGGAUGAAGUCAGUCAGCUAGAAGAACACUAUGAUUCUGGGCCCUCCCUUAACGUGGACACCGAGGAGUCUGAUCAGAAUAAGUCUGUGCUCACGCCACCCCGAAGAAAACCACUGGAGAGUGACUUUGAAACUAUAAAGCUGAUCAGUAAUGGAGCAUAUGGAGCUGUGUACCUGGUGAGGCACAAAGAAACUCGCCAACGGUUUGCAAUGAAAAAGAUCAACCGGCAGAACCUGAUCCUAAGGAACCAGAUCCAGCAGGUGUUUGUAGAGCGGGACAUCCUGACGUUUGCAGAGAACCCUUUUGUCGUCAGUAUGUUCUGCUCAUUUGAGACCCGCAGGCACCUUUGCAUGGUCAUGGAGUAUGUGGAAGGUGGUGAUUGUGCAAAUCUGCUCAAAAACAUGGGCCCACUGCCUGUCGAUAUGACCAGAUUGUACUUUGCUGAGACCGUCCUAGCUUUGGAAUACCUGCACAGCUAUGGCAUAGUACACAGAGACCUCAAACCUGACAACUUGUUGAUAACCUCAAUGGGGCACAUUAAGCUGACAGAUUUUGGCCUCUCCAAGAUCGGUCUGAUGAACAUGACGACAAAUCUCUACGAAGGCCAUAUUGAGAAGGACACUAGAGAAUUCAUCGACAAGCAGGUUUGUGGCACACCUGAGUACAUUGCACCAGAGGUUAUUCUCCGGCAGGGUUACGGCAAGCCUGUAGACUGGUGGGCUAUGGGAGUCAUCCUUUAUGAGUUUCUCGUGGGCUGUGUGCCCUUUUUUGGUGAUACGCCAGAAGAACUUUUUGGUCAAGUCGUUAGCGAUGAUAUAAUCUGGCCAGACGGGGAUGAGGCUUUGCCAGUGGAUGCCCAGGACUUGAUAACACGGUUACUGAGACAGAGUCCUAUUGAAAGACUUGGGACAGGUGGAGCAACCGAGGUUAAACAGCACACGUUCUUCACUGGCUUGGACUGGAACGGUAUGCUUCGCCAGAAAGCUGAAUUUAUCCCCCAGUUGGAAGGAGAUGAUGACACCAGUUAUUUUGACACUCGAUCAGAUCGCUAUCAUCAUUUGGUUUCUGACGAAGACGAUGAAACAAACGACGACGAGUCGUCUUUGGAAAUUCGCCGGUUUUCCUCAUGGUCCAAUCGUUUCAGCAAGGUCUAUAGCAGCACAGAGUAUCUGGCCACUCCGUCCAAUCUGAGCUUCUCAUCUGAUCGAAGUCACAGUGAAGAGCAUGAGGACCGUUCAGAAGGCAGAGAGAGCCACUCGCCUGGAGAGAUGCACAGACAGAGCAGCACAGGAGCCCCGGAUAACAGGAGACUCUCAGGACAGCGACCAUGCCUGCGACCGAGAGCCUCAUCCAGCUCCUCCCAGCCAGACAGAUGUAUAAGCCCUCUGGUGGCAAGCAGUACACACAGCCUGGAAGCCAUGCCACGUGUUGCUCUCUCCACUGAUGAUGAAGCUGAGGCGGUUGUAUCCAACCUGCGACGAAUCAGGCUGCGUAGCAACAGCACAGGAACAAAGCACUCAUCUCCAAGGGAACAUAGCAGUCCACGAUGUUUUGGCAACCAGCUUGAAACCCCUGACAGACAGCAUCUCUGUCCAGGGGGCAAAGUGCCGAAAUCUGCCUCUGUGUCAACACUGUCCCUUAUCAUAACUCCAGAUGACAUGAGUGGAGGUCUUCAAGCCAGCCCCAUUUCCCCACACUCCAUUUCAUCCAAUCCCUCAUCCCGAGAUUCCUCCCCAAAUCGUGAUUUGUCCCUCAGCAUCAGCUGCCUGCGGCCUCCCAUCUUUAUUCAUAGCUCAGGCAAGAAGUACGGUUUCACCCUACAGACCAUCCGCGUCUACAUCGGAAAUAGUGACGUAUACACCAUCCAUCACAUGGUCUCGAGUGUCGAAGAAGGCAGUCCUGCACAUGAGGCUGGUCUAAGAGCAGGAGAUCUGAUCACACACGUGAAUGGAGAGUCAGUGCAAGGAUUGGUGCACACAGAGAUGAUUGAGCUGCUCCUUAAGAGCGGUAACAAGGUGGCCUUGCAGACCAUUGCCUUAGAGGACACAACAAUAAAAAUCGGACCUGCACGGAAAACAAGCUACAAGGGAAAGAUGGCCCGGCGCAGCAAGAGGAGCAGGAGGAAGGACAACCAGGAUCGAAGGCGUAGCGUCCUGAAGAAACUUUCUAAGCAGAGCACGGUAAUGCACAGCAGUCGCAGCUUCUCCUCUGGCCUCCAUCACUCUGUUUCCUCCAGUGAGAGUUUGCCUGGCUCCCCCACACACAGCCUGUCACCAGGACCCUCCACACCAUGUCGCAGCCCAGUUCCAGACCACACUGCUGACAUAAACUUUUCCCAAAGUGGCUCUCCGUGCUCCAGCUCACCAAGUUCUCCAGCUGUUCAAAUGCGGCCCAGCUCCUUACAUGGCCUUGGUUCCAAACUUGGUGCCCAGCGUUACGCAAAGGUCGGCCGGCGCAAGUCAACUAGCAGCAUCCCCCCAUCACCGUUGGCCUGCACUUCCUCCCCCCAGGCCCUGUCUCCACAGCACUCCUCUUCUCCCUUACCCAGCAUCACCAAGACCCUGCAUUCCUACCAUGGUAAAACACUGUCUCCUCCCACUAUUGUUCGUCAUGGAGUUCGUCCUCGUAGCACAGAGAUUCCUGUCUCACCCCUGCUGAAGAGAGUCCAGUCAGCUGAAAAGCUCUCUGGUGUCUUCCACGGAGAAAAAAAAACCCAUGGUCCACGGCGGCACACACUAGAGGUUCCUCACUGUGAGUUGGACUUGGGUGGGGAUACAGAGAUAGAGUCUCAGUAUGGUUCAGACCACGGCAGACUUGGGGGAUUUGCUGCCGGCCAGAUUGUAGUGAUGCGGAAGUUGAAUUUGUCUGAGCGCCGUGACUCCUUCAAAAAGCAGGAGGCGGUACAGGAAGUAAGUUUCGAUGAGCCAGACGAAAGAGCCGGGCAGACUCCAGCCACACCAAGCAUGCCAGUUGAUGCUCGGUCCAAGCACAAAGCUGAGUGGGUCAUGCCAAAUGCACAGCCCAGGGAGGAGUGUGUGGUCAGGAGGGUCCCUCUGGUUCCCCAGAUCGCUGUACAGGGCUCAGAGAGUGAGGAACUCGAGGACUGGCAGCCAUGUUCUGACGAGGAGGCAGACGGGAAAAACACAAGUGGGAGUUUGGACUCGCACCCAGAAGACAAGGGAAGACCAGAGAGUGCAAGUUCUUCCAGCAUUUCAUCAGAUGGUUCAUCAGCGGUGUCUAAGAGCAAAGGCCAUAAUUCUGACACGGAAGAAAUCUCAAGCAUGAGUCCAAGGAAGGGAAAACUCAGAGGAAAAUGAAAUGUUGAUGCCAUUUUAAUAUUCCAUACGCGAGUCGACUAGGAAUUUAUCUGUACUUCUCUCUCAGCGCUCCUGCUGAACGAGCGAUUGGGUCGGAAUGCCACUUAAUUUCUUGUAAAUUAAAUUUAAAAUGAAUUAAGCUAGAUUUUUACAGGGGAAUAUUUAUAUAUUUUUUAACGCAUUGGAAUUCUAACGAUGGUGGAAAAGAAACCUGAUGGUAACCAGCUGGGGUUUUGAACCAUCAAAUGGGGUAUGACUUGACAUUUUUAUGAAAAAUGUAUUUUCAGGCAGAUUGUUUGUACAUCAAGUGUAGCUAACAUGGUGAAUUUAACACAAAAGACUAGGUGUGAGGCGAAGUAUCAUGUGCUUUAAGUGAGGGCUAAACAUACAAACAUGCAUUUAGUUGGUCAUACGAUUUUUAGCUUUCAGUAUUUUUGGCUUAUUGAACGCCUCUGUCUAGUCCAGUUCUCACAGAUUCAUACACAAAUCUUGUUAGGUUCAGUGUAGGUUUUCUUGGUGAUCCACUGUAUAUCGCACCAUCCAUCCCCAUUUUGGUUCCGUAGGCAAAGGGUAUUUUGGCUCAGGGCUUUUGGUUAUAGAAGUUUCACAGUUCACUUGUUGUUCAUUAGCAGCAGAUGUAGUUUUUUAUGUUCGUACAAAUUCGAUUGCUAGAUAUUGUGGUGCCUCAAAGUUAACAUAUAGAUAGUAGUGACGAUUUUUAAUCGUUUGACUUCGUUUUUAUGUUGAGUAGACUUGAUUUCUACUGAAUAUUCUAUGCUAGCUGGAAAACUGCAGAGCAAUUUAAAAGGCAAACUUGAACAGGUUCUCUGCUUCAAACUGCACUUCCAGUAGGGCUCUCAAAGCUUUUCUCCGUUUCAUAAAAAACAAUGUUUUAUUUCUGUAGACAUCUCAUCCCUUAAAAGGGUUUUUAAAAAGAAAAGCUUUCAGUGAGUAUAAAUCUUUCAGACAUACUUGCAAUGUAUAUUUAUUAAACCUUAUUUAAGACAUCCUGUCGAAUUCCCUUAAAAUCAGUUUUACAGGACUUCCCUUUCGUUUUUGUUUUUCAAAUGAACUUUGUGCUUGAUAUGCAUGUGAUUAUAAUGUGGUUUCUAAACCAUAUUGUUUUCCAUAUGUAUUCUGUAGCUUGUUUAUCUAACUACCUAUUGUAUAGGGAGAAUGUUUACAUUUUUUUUUUCCAUUUACUUGAUGUAUUUUUUUUGUGUGUAAAUCAGUGUCUUAGCUUGCCCUUAGCAACUGAAUUUUCUAAAUAUGUGACAUGCAAAUAGCUUCCUGUUAACAAUGAUCUGUUAAACAAUCUCAUCUCCCUAAAAUCUCCUUACAGUGUAAGGUUUCCCCCUCCCCCCCAAAAAAUAUAUAAAACAAGUUACAGCAUUUUUCUGUAUAGUACUACAGGUUAACAAAUGUUAAUAAUUUCGCCAUCUAUUGGAAGAGGUUCAGAAAUGUUUAGCUUAAUUAGCAGGAAAAAUUUUUUUGAUUUUUUUUUCUUUUUCUUUUCAAAACGAACAAAUCUCUCUUUUUGGUUUAAAUGAUUUAAAAAAAAUUAUAAUAAACUCUCUGGGUACUUUGUAGUCUCUGACAGUGUGUAACUGCAACCUGCUACUAUCUUUUGGUGCUACUUGAAUCUGUAAUGCAUUUCAUGUUUGAUGGUAGUUUAAUGUUAAUGUAGUUAAUACGGGCUAAUUUUGAGAUCCUUAAAAUUAUUGCAUGCUGCAUGUACUUUAUAGUGAGUACACAACAAAUGCUCGCAUGGCAUUCAGUGCAAUAUGUGUCUCCUGGUACAGUACAUCCUACAAGCCUAAGACUUUCUGUAAAGUUUGCAGUGGUUCUAAUCUAUGUUCAUUUUAAUAUUACUGCUCACUAUAUAUUGUGAUUAUAAAUUGGUUCUUUCUUAACUAGUGGUGUAGCACCUGAAAUUCCCUAAUUAUCCAGUGGUAAGAUCGGUUGAUUCUGCUUUAUUUGAUCCUGUCCAGAUCCAGUUUAAAACAACUGGAAGAUAUGCCGACGACCAGCAAAAAAAAAAAAAAAAAUCCAGUUUUGUAUAUUUAUAUGCAAUAGUGAUGUUCUUCUUCCUCCAUUUCUUCACAUAUGUGAGGAUCAUUGGUUUUUGGUCUGUUCUGGUUUGUAAAAAUACUUUUAUAUCUAUUUUUUGUAAUGUUGUUAUACUUGUUGGCCAGCCCAGUCAAUGCUUUGUAAUAAAUCAUCAUGUGUUGGCUCUAA
Messenger RNA from Tachysurus fulvidraco (yellow catfish), 7234 nucleotides. It is a transcript of the gene mast3b, whose product is annotated as microtubule associated serine/threonine kinase 3b. Gene Ontology annotation, molecular function: protein binding; ATP binding; magnesium ion binding. Lineage: Eukaryota; Metazoa; Chordata; Actinopteri; Siluriformes; Bagridae. The record is from RefSeq and is a predicted model, not a curated record. Gene Ontology annotation, biological process: peptidyl-serine phosphorylation; intracellular signal transduction. Bases 671 to 4996 code for a protein of 1441 amino acids. The transcript is spliced from 27 exons.